AUGAUUAGACUAGCAGACCCCCUCUUCGCCAUCGCAAUCGGCUCAACAUCCGCCGUGCUGCGAAUCCAGCGCGACCUGCGUGAUCAAACCGUCCAGACUCAGAGUGUCACACCUUCCGGUAUCACAGCCACAGCCACAGCUGGCGCGAAGAGGGAGGAUGUCUCAUUCACCAAAAUUGCCGAGAUUGGGGCGAGGCGGGUUGGGAGGUGGUGGAGGGGGGAUUUUCAAGGUUUAUAG
This is a messenger RNA of Talaromyces amestolkiae, 237 nucleotides long. RefSeq lists its product as uncharacterized. The transcript has a single exon. The record is from RefSeq and is a predicted model, not a curated record. NCBI's taxonomy places the organism in Eukaryota, Fungi, Ascomycota, Eurotiomycetes, Eurotiales, Trichocomaceae. The coding region runs from base 1 to 237 and encodes 78 amino acids.